CGGCGAGGAGCAGACGCCGCGCCCGCCGCCCGCCCGCACCCGCGCCCGUGAUCCUCGUCGUCGGGCUCGCGUCACGCCCCGUCGUCGCCGCGCCGGGGGACCGCACUUCGCCUCCAGCCUUCCUUCCUCGCGGCCGGAUCCUCCACGCGGCCGCUACGCCCUUCUCCAGACCGGACCCACUGACUGCGUGCAUGGUCCCCCCGGACGGCAGGCAGCGACCGCCCCCCUCCCCGCCUCCGCCCUACGCCGCCCAGGACAUGAGUCGGCUGCCGAUGUCUGCGAGCGCCCCGCCUCUCUACUACGGGGCCACGGACGCGCCUUACAGUGCGCUGCCUCCCUAUGACUCGUCGCGCGGAGGGGGGGCCUCGAAGUCCUUCUCGGCGAAGGCGCCCUUCAACACCAGCCGGGAGCCGCUGAUCCCGCCGCAGCCCGGGCAGACGACGAUCAUCGUCGACGCCACGCUUCGCCCAGGAACCUGCGUCGUCUGUAGGAAGGGGCAGAUGAAAGAGAGCGCUACUCAGUGGACAUGGUUGGCCUGCCUCCUGCUCGUGCCCUUCGGUAUUCUACCCGGCAUUGUCGCCUAUUGCUGCUGUUUCCGGCGCCCGAAGUGCACCAGCUGUGGCUACGCGGUCUAGCAGGCAACUCUGCCAUCGCUCCUGCAGGCCCUCUUCAGACUACACACUCAGGCACACUUUCACGUACACUUACGGCCGUAUUCUCAAGUAACCUGUGGGAUGCAUUCGUUGAAGCACAAAAUUCCUGAACUAUGGAAUAAUUUCCUGAAAACAACAACUUGCAGCUUGGCAGUUCUGUAUCUGCGUAAAAGCUUCCUACAGACACGGAUAUUUUGGCAUGAGAAAUAUAUGCUAGGAAUUGAUUUGCAAUACUCAGUUUCUUGAAGCAUACGGCCUUAGGUAUAUACUCAUGUUGUGCAUGGACUCUUGACCUCAGGCUGUUCCCUCAGGUACAGCCUCCACCUCGCUUUCGUUUAUAUAUAUAAACGAUGUACUUACUGGUUUUCCCUCUUCAUGAUCAUGUUUUUAAUUUGUAUUAUAAUUUGCUUUGUGUUAUUAAAAAAGUCUGACUCGCCUUUUGUAUAUUUGGAAACCCAUUUCUCAGCUUCGCGACACGACACCACACUAUUUGA
This is a messenger RNA of Penaeus indicus, 1147 nucleotides long. RefSeq lists its product as uncharacterized. The transcript has 3 exons. The record is from RefSeq and is a predicted model, not a curated record. The annotation marks the transcript as partial. NCBI's taxonomy places the organism in Eukaryota, Metazoa, Arthropoda, Malacostraca, Decapoda, Penaeidae.